AUGGCUUAUGAGUACGCAGACUUGAAGCAGAUGUUGCAGCAGCAGCUGUUGCUAAUAGAGGCACUCACCGUUAAGCUGUCCGACUCGUCCAUGGGUCAAUCAAGCACGGCAGGUGGUUCGCAAUCUGUUGAUCACAUUUCCGGCAGCACCACUGAAUUCUUGUAUGACCCACAGGCCCAUAUCACCUUUGAUUCCGGGUACAAACGAUACGAGGACUUGUCCUCUGUCGAUCUGGCUGCCCAGGACGAUGCAUGGAAGGUUCGACUUCUACUUCGCAAACUGGGUCCGGCAGAACACGAGCGUUAUGCAAACUUCAUCCUCCCCAAGAAUCCCCGAGAAGUCACUUUCAAGGACACGGUUAAGACGUUGUCGCAGAUUUUUGGUGAGCAAUCAUCUCUCUUCAACACUCGAUUUCAGUGCUUGCAACUGUGCAAACGAUAUUCCGAUGAUUUCAUCACGUAUGGGGACAUUGUUAAUCGUGAGUGUGGGCGUUUCCAACUCGGUUCUCUCACUGAAGACCAGUUUAAAUGCCUUAUAUUUAUCUGCGGCCUCCAGUCCCCCAAGGAUGCUGAUAUCCGGACACGUCUCCUUUCCAAAGUGCAGCAGAACAACUCUACCACAUUCCAAGAGCUGGCAGCAGAGUGCCAAACACUGAUCAACCUCAAGCACGACUCUGCAAUGAUUCAGAACCCUGCCUCAUCUUUCUCAGUCCAUACGGUCACAUCGACCAAAUCGCAUCCUGUUACACGGCCCAAGCAAGUGUCCAAGUCGGGAUCUCCGCCGUCUCCUUGUCGGCACUGCGGCGCGUGGCAUUUCCACCGGGAUUGCACUUUCCGUCAGCAUCACUGUAAAAGCUGUAAUCAGGUGGGACACCGUGAUGGGUUCUGAAAAUCGAAACCAACCUCUGGAAGCAAGCAAACCCCCGCCACUACUAACUCCAGGCACCGUUUUCGGCCAAAACGCAAGCCCAAACCCCAGUCCGUUGGUAAUUCUCUCAGUCUCUUGGCCGCUUUCGAACUCAAUGCGUCUGGCCGUAGAAAGUUUGUUGACGUUUUGCUCAAUGGCCACGCAGUUCGAAUACAGUUGGGCACUGCCUUAGAUAUCACCAUCACCUCUGAGAGACUCUGGCAGGCCCUUGACAGCCCCUCGAUGCAGCAGACUUCCCAGUCCACCAUAAGCGCGUGUGGUCGUCUCGUACCGCUAAUUGGGCAACUGCAAUGCGGUGUGUCGUUCCGCGGUACCAGCAUCACUGUGAUCUAAACCUACUUGGUCUCGACUGGAUUGAACAACUUGGGUUGGCCGAUAUGCCGCUCCGCGUUGUUUGCAGUCAGGUGCAGAUUCACGCUGUGCUUGCUGACCAAGCCAAGGACAAUCUCCAACGGUUUGCUCCAGUGUUCCAAGACGGCCUGGGUCGUUGCACAUGCACUCAAGCCGUGCUACAUCUGUCUCCUGGAAGUCAACCAGUCUUCCGUCCAAAGCGACCAGUCCCAUAUGCAGCCCUACCACUUGUCGAGGCUGAAUUGAAGCGUCUAUAGGAACUGGGAGUUUUAGUUCCUGUAUCCUACUCCGCCUGGGCCGCCCCAAUCGCUGUGGUUAAGAAGCCCAAUGGCUCGGUCCGCAUUUAUGCUGACUUCUCCACCGGUCUCAAUGCCGCACUGACGCCGAACUGCUAUCCACUGCCGGUUCCGGCUGGUCUUUUGACCCUGCUAAAUGGUGGCGCUUGUUUUGCCAAGUUUGAUCUCGCUGAUGCGUACCUGCAGAUCGAGGUCGCCCUAGAGUCGCGCGAACUGUUGACCAUCAAUACCCACCUCGGUCUGUUCCAAUACACCAGGCUGCCCUUUGAUGUCAAGACCGCCCCGGCCUUAUUCCAACAAACGAGGAACGAAAUGCUCUCCGGCAUUCCUGGCACAGCUGGAUACCUGGACGACAUGAUCAUCGUGGGUCGCUCCCCUGCCGAGCUGCAAGACCGCGUGUGCGCAGUACUCGAACGCGUGCAGGAAUAUGGCUUCCGCCUAUGGGCUGACAAGUGA
Messenger RNA from Spirometra erinaceieuropaei, 2030 nucleotides. NCBI's taxonomy places the organism in Eukaryota, Metazoa, Platyhelminthes, Cestoda, Diphyllobothriidea, Diphyllobothriidae. The record is from the annotation of a GenBank genome assembly.